AUGGUGGACGAGGUUCUGGACGUCAAGGCCUUCGUGGACAUCGUUGCAAAAGUCCACCGAGCCAGCAUGGGAAAAUCCCCGAACGGGAAAUUCGGCUUCGCACAGGAUUCAUGGGAGAAGUGGUACACACAGGCCAUGCAAGCCAUGUAUGAAUUUGAGAAGCAAACCCAAGGUGAAGACGAAGAACUGGACAACCUUUUCGAUGCCCUCUGUAAGGAAGUCAUACCAAGGCUUCUUCGACCUUUGGAAACAGGUGGGCGCUCUAUUAAGCCUUGCCUUGUCCACUCCGAUCUCUGGCCUGGCAACUGCAUACCCUAUCUCAAACAAUACCAAAAGGUCAUGGGUAUGUCUGAGCCACAUGGAGAUUGGGACGACCGCAACGCGCUGUAUGCCUUCCUACCCUCCGCCGCGGAUUUUGCAAGAGAAGUUGCAAAAUUGCACAAGGAGAGCAGCUCGCCAAACAACAUGUUUGGUUUCCACAUCAAUACCUAUAACGGGACCCUUGAGCAAGACAACACUUGGACAACAUCGUGGGAAGAAGGAACAAGUGAAGAGCUCAAGGAGCUGUCGGGGGCGUUGCUGGAAAAGGUGAUUCCCAGGCUGUUGCGUCCAUUGGAAACACAAGGCAGAACAGUCAGGCCUAGCCUUCUUCACGGAGACCUUUGGAUCGGCAACGUCGCCACCGACAAGGCAACCACGCAGCCCAUUAUCUUCGACUCAUCAGCCUACUAUGGACACAAUGAGUAUGAGCUGAGCCCACUGCGGCCAAUAAACAGCCAAUGGAGCCGCGACUGCCUGGAGGAAUACCACAAAAACAUCCCGAAAGAUGCACCUGUGGAAGACUGGGGGUCUCGUAAUGCGCUGUACGCCCUGUGCGACACACCAUGCUUGCUGCCGGUCAAUUACGACUGA
Trematosphaeria pertusa is the source of this 912-nucleotide messenger RNA. RefSeq lists its product as uncharacterized. The transcript has 6 exons. Lineage: Eukaryota; Fungi; Ascomycota; Dothideomycetes; Pleosporales; Trematosphaeriaceae. Bases 1 to 912 code for a protein of 303 amino acids. The record is from RefSeq and is a predicted model, not a curated record.